GCUAACUUUCAGAAUAUGAUUACUGAAGCGGCACAAAAAUGGAUGGUGGAAUUCUUGUGGUUUCAGGUCCAGAUGGACCCAUGCCACAGACAAAAGAACAUAUCCUACUUGCACGCCAGGUUGGUGUUCCCUCACUUGUGUGCUUCUUGAACAAAGUUGAUGUGGUGGAUGAUCCUGAGCUGUUGGAGCUUGUCGAGACGGAACUACGAGAACUCCUCAGCUUCUACAAUUUUCCUGGGGAUGAUAUUCCCAUCAUCCGAGGAUCUGCUCUGUCCGCAUUACCGGGCACCAAGGAUGAAAUUGGAAGGCAAGGGCUUCCACUGAAAUCGACUGUAACUUGGGUUGAGAUGUUCAAGAAGAUUUUGGAUAAUGGACAGGCUGGUGACAAUAUAGGACUUCUCCUGCGGGGGCUAAAGAGAGAAGACAUUCAGCGUGGAAUGUGUUUUAUUAUUUCGGAUUGGCAAGGUGUUGAUAAGAUUUUCUCACCACCGCAUACACACUACACAGCUUCCGUCCGAGCUAGCUGCAAUUCAAGCUGGUCAUUGUCCCUAUCUUAUGUCCUUGCUUUAUCCAAUGAACUAGGAAGCCAGGCACACAGAGACUUGGCAAAAGGGGCUGUUAGAAAAUCCCUUGUGCUGCUGAAAAACGGGAACAAAACCAAUCCUAUGCUCCCACUUCCCAGGAACACUUCAAACUUUUUAUUUCGCAGUGAUCUGCACUUAUUUAGAACAUUCCUACAAGAUUCACCGCAGUUUGGGAAAUAUGGAGAGAUCACUGAUUUUGUGGUUAUGAAGGAUAGGAAAACGGGACAGCCCCAAGGAUUUGGGUUUGUGACAUAUGCUGAUUCCUCGGUGGUCGACAAAGUUAUCCAAGACAACCACUUUAUAAUUGGGAAGCAGGCUAGAUUGAGCUGUGCCUUACAUCUUAAGUGUGUUAGUUGUGUUGUGCCUUACAAUGGGAUAACAUUCACUUUUUGUAUGGCUCUUCAGGUUGAAAUUAAGCGGCCGAUAACAAGAGGAUCCAUGAGCUCUAACGAUUUCAAAACCAAGAAGGUAUUUGUUGGUGGAAUUCCUUCUUCUGUGGAUGAUGAUGAGUUCAAAGAAUUCUUUAUGCAAUUUGGAGAGCUGAAAGAACAUCAGAUUAUGCGUGAUCAUUCAAUUGGAAGAUCACGUGGCUUUAGGGACUCAGGUAGAGAUAAAGAAGGCAGAGCCAAAAAGCCAAACUCAGUUACAACCCCGACAAAGCGGUUCGGUGAUUCUCACUCUAACUUUGGUGGUGGUUAUGGUGGCGGCCACGGUGUUUCUUCCAACCAGAUUCUGAACCAAGAGUCUCAGGAAUUCAUGGGCACCAGGAAACCAGGUCCUCUUAUUUUAUCUGGAAUGGUGAGAAGCAGCAUGCAAAUACUUAUCACAGGGUAUCUUAAAGGUACCCUUAAGUUUAAGUUUAGCCUCACUGCUUCAGUUGUUAACUUUCAGAAUAUGAUUACUGGAGCGGCACAAUUAAUGGAUGGUAGAAUUCUUGUGGUUUCAGGUCCAGAUGGACCCAUGCCACAGACAAAAGAACAUAUCCUACUUGCACGCCAGGUUGGUGUUUCCUCACUUGUGUGCUUCUUAAACAAAGUUGGUGUGGUGGAUGAUCCUGAGCUUUUGGAGCUAGUCGAGAUGGAACUACGAGGCACCAAUGAUGAAAUUGGAAGGCAAGCUAUAUUAAAGCUAAUGGAUGCUGUUGAUGAAUACAUACCUGACCCUGUUCGCGUGCUUGACAAGGCUUUCUUGAUGCCAAUUGAAGAUGUUUUCUCAAUUCAAGGACGUGGAACUGUUGCAAGCGGUCGUAUUGAACAGGGAACCAUUAAAGUGGGUGAAGAAGUUGAGAUAUUGGGUUUACGUGAGGGGCCUUCACUGAAAUCAACUGUAACUGGGGUUGAGAUGUUCAAGAAGAUUUUGGAUAAUGGACAGGCUGGUGACAAUGUAGGACUUCUUCUGCGGGGGCUAAAGAGAGAAGACAUUCAGCGUGGAAUGGUGAUUGCUAAGCCUGGUUCAUGCAAGACAUACAAGAAGUUUGAAGCAGAGAUUUACGGUUUUGUUAUUUCGGAUUGGCAAGGUGUUGAUAAGAUUUUCUCACCACCGCAUACACACUACACAGCUUCCGUCCGAGCUAGCUGCAAUUCAAGCUGGUCAUUGUCCCUAUCUUAUGUCCUUGCUUUAUCCAAUGAACUAGGAAGCCAGGCACACAGAGACUUGGCAAAAGGGGCUGUUAGAAAAUCCCUUGUGCUGCUGAAAAACGGGAACAAAACCAAUCCUAUGCUCCCACUUCCCAGGAACACUUCAAACUUUUUAUUUCGCAGUGAUCUGCACUUAUUUAGAACAUUCCUACAAGAUUCACCGCAGUAUAUUCCGAGAUUCAUGAGGUUUAUGCCGGUAACAUCAGAAUUGAAGAAAACUACAGGAGAUUUUGCUGAAGGAGCUUGGGCUGGUGCUGCCCAUUAUCUCCUCUGGUAUAUGCUUGCAAGCCACAUAACUGGAGCAUUCUGGUACAUGUUGUCAGUGGAACGUAACGAUACUUGUUGGAGAUUUGCGUGUAAGUUCAGCCAGAUCCGAGAUGAUUCAAAGUUUAACUUUGGGAUAUACGGUCAAGCUAUAUCUUCAAAAAAAUUCUCCAAGUUCUGUUAUUAUAUAUGGUGGAGUCUUCAAAAUCUCAGGUCAAGGGCUGCAAACAAGUACAUUUCCAGGAGAGGUUUUGUUUUCCAGCGCAUUAGGUCAAGGGUUUCUUCUUUCGCGCUUUUACUCGGGAAUAUGCAGACUUAUCUUCAGUCACUUACUGUUCGUCUCGAGGAAAUGAGGAUCAAAAGAAGUGACUCGGAAUAAUGGAUGCAUCACAGGUCACUUCCACAAAAUUUGAGGGAAAGAGUCAAACGCUAUGAUCAAUAAAAUGGUUAGAGACAA
Messenger RNA from Arabidopsis arenosa, 2942 nucleotides. The record is from the annotation of a GenBank genome assembly. NCBI's taxonomy places the organism in Eukaryota, Viridiplantae, Streptophyta, Magnoliopsida, Brassicales, Brassicaceae.